This is a messenger RNA of Syzygium oleosum, 1329 nucleotides long. Its product is annotated as gibberellin 2-beta-dioxygenase 1-like. The record is from RefSeq and is a predicted model, not a curated record. Bases 129 to 1091 code for a protein of 320 amino acids. Gene Ontology annotation, biological process: gibberellin catabolic process; response to light stimulus. The transcript has 3 exons. NCBI's taxonomy places the organism in Eukaryota, Viridiplantae, Streptophyta, Magnoliopsida, Myrtales, Myrtaceae.
CAAUACUCUUUCCAUCAUCAAACAACUCUCUCUCUCUCUCUGUUGAUUCUCUCGCUACUCCAUCACUUCUCGUUGCCGCUUCAGAAACAAAGAAGCACAGCGCACAGCACACAGCACACGGAACUACAAUGAACAGCAAGCCCAACAGCAGCACAUUAUGUCCUCACCAAAUCCCUGUCGUGGACCUCUCGAAGCCGGACUCCAAGAACCUCAUCAUCAAGGCCUGCGAAGAGUUCGGCUUCUUCAAGGUCAUCAACCAUGGCGUCCCGUUGGAUUUCAUCUCCAGGUUGGAAGAAGAAGCCGUCAAGUUCUUCUCCUUGCCUGUUCCCGAGAAGGAAAGGGCGGGCCCCCCUGACCCUUUCGGCUAUGGCAACAAGAAGAUUGGCCAGAACGGCGAUGUGGGUUGGGUCGAAUACCUCCUCCUAACGACCAAUCCCAACUUCAACUACCACCAGCUCCCGCCGGUUUUUAACGAAAACCCAGAAAGAUUUCGCUCUGCUUUGGGUGAUUACAUAUCGGCGACGAGGGACAUGGCGUGUGAGGUUCUCAAGUUGAUGGCCGACGGAUUGAGGAUUCAACAAAGGAAUAUUUUCAGCAAACUUUUGAUGGAUGAACAGAGCGACUCUGUUUUCAGGCUCAACCACUAUCCUCCAUGCCCAGAGCUUCAGGCUUAUGAUGAUAGGAACAUGAUUGGAUUCGGUGAACACACUGACCCACAAAUCAUAUCUGUUCUCAGAUCGAACAACACGUCCGGACUCGAAAUAUCCAUGAAAGACGGGACUUGGGUUUCUGUUCCACCAGACCAAAAUUCAUUCUUCAUCAAUGUUGGUGACUCCUUACAGGUGAUGACUAACGGGCGAUUCAGAAGCGUGAGACACAGGGUCCUGGCGAACAGCUCGAAGUCCAGGGUGUCGAUGAUAUACUUCGGAGGACCACCUCUGAGCGAGAAGAUAGCGCCAUUGCCGUGCCUCAUGAAGGGCAAAGAGAGCUUGUACAAGGAGUUUACAUGGUUCGAGUACAAGAAGUCUGCUUUCGCCACGAGGUUGGCUGACAACAGGCUCGAGCAUUUUCAGAGAGUAGCCGCUUCUUGAUGUCCGCUGGGGAGUGCCAGAUGUCAGCCAAAAAAUGGGUUGUAGGAGCGUAACUUUUUAUCUUCAUUCUGUUCCCCUUUGUCUCUCUGUAUUCUUGUUUUUGUUUUUUGCUUUACUUUUCUUGUUCAAACGAUGUAAAUUACUCUUCUUGUCAAAUAUCACAAGUAGUCUCCGUGGUCUGCCACUACCUGUAGUAGCUGUAAUGUGUAUUUUUCAAUGAAGUCACAGUCAAAAGUCA